AUUUUGAUCACAUGACUCAAAGAUGGCAGCAUCCAACUUGAAGUGGUUUGUGUUGCUUUUUGCGUUCUCCUUUAUUGGCUCAUGUCUGGCGGUGGACAGUGUUCGACUGAUGAUUCUUGGGGACUGGGGAGGUCUUCCAACAAUCCCCUAUCACACUGCCAUAGAAGUGGGCGUGGCCAAACAAAUGUCUGCUGUGGCUAAAAAGUAUGGCCCACAGGCUAUCCUGGCUCUUGGAGACAAUUUCUACUUUGAUGGAGUAAAAGAUUCAAAGGACAAAAGAUUUGAGGAGACGUUUGAGAAGGUAUUCGCUGCCCAGUCAGGACUGGACAACAUUCCGUGGAAUUUAGUCGCAGGUAACCAUGACCACAAUGGAAACGUGGCUGCACAGAUUGAAUACUCAAAGCGCUCCAAAGUCUGGCGAUUUCCCGACUACUACUAUUCUCUGACAUAUAACAUCCCUGGAGGGGGUGUGGUCCAGAUCCUAAUGAUUGACACGGUGCUGCUGUGUGGGAACACGGGACACGAUUUCCUACACGACCAGCCACACGGACCUGUGGACCUUAAAGCUUCAGAUGACCAGCUGGCCUGGAUCACACAGAACCUGAAAAACAGCAGUGCUGACUAUCUGUUUGUGGCUGGACAUUUUCCUGUGUACUCCAUUGCUGAGCACGGCCCCACCCAGUGUCUGAUUGACAAAGUCUUACCACUUCUCCAGCAAUACAAGGCGGUGUAUUUGUCCGGCCAUGAUCACAACCUGCAGCAUCUUCAAGUCUCAAGACCUGGCCUGACUAUGAACUUCUUUGUGAUUGGAGCAGCUAAUUUUGCUGAUGAAAGCAACGCUCACGCAAAAGACGUACCCUCGGGGUCAUCCAAGUUCUUCUGGGCCAAGGAGCAGGAUCUGGGAGGGUUUGCUUACAUGGAAAUCACAAAACAGAAUGCUACUUUCACUUUCAUUGAUGGUGUUGGAAAAAAUCUGUAUCAAAAAUUACUGCUGCCACGCAGAUCCCCAUGAACCAGUUAUAUUAACGUUUAGUGGUGGGGGUAGCGUCAGUCAAGAUAAAUGAUAGCAUUAUUUUUUAUGAAAUGCUGGUGAUUCAUUCCAAUUUGUAAAUGUGCCAAAAAUCAUUUUUUAUGUACGGUAAAACAUGUAGAGUAAAAUUCAGUUAUAAGGAAGACACUGAGGCCUCACUUUUUGCUUCCAAAAAAACCAGAUUUAUUUUUAUAUAUGAAACAUUGGGAAAGAUAUUCUGUUACAUUCAUAAGAGAUUCCUUCUAACCAAGAUUUUUUAUGUGUUCUUUAUAAGCGAGUUUGACUGUACAUGUACCGGUACAUGAACUUAAAUUUUAUUUACGAGUUCAGCUUUUGUAAUGCUUAUCAAGAUAAUGUAUCAUAAUUAUAGUAACACUAUGCAAUACAUUAACCACAAUCAGUUAUUUUGUUUACAAUGACACACAUUAAUGUGGCAUUAUCUGCACUAUGUACUUAAAAUUGUCACAAAUUAUUUAUCUGUGUUUGUUUUUAGGUCACUUGAUCAGUGGGCAAAUUUUAUGUCAGCAUACUCUUACAUGUAUAUAAAGAUCAUGAAAUUGUUGAUAUUGUGACCUAUUACUUAAUUUUUAGCUUUAUUAUUGUUUGUUAGUGAUGAAUGUCAGGUGAGUGCAAUAGCCCAUUGGCCCAUAAGCUUUAAACCAAUGAGUGUAUUAGGUUGUUGUCCAUUUACACAAUUGUGCCAUGUGAAAAAUUAUAUAUAACUCUAUGCAGUUUUAAUACAUGUACUCCAUGUAAUAAUGUUAAUAUGUACUUAAUCCUUGUUAUAGUUAAUUUUAAGGUAAUUAAGGACUGCACAUAAAGAGAAUUGUGAUUAAUUAUCAGUUGUAAAAUAACAUUUAACUGUCAUCAUCAGCUGUAGCUGUGAUAUCGUGACAACCAACUUUUUAUCGAAUAUUUAUAUCUUUAUCUGCACAAUCUUAUUCAUACUACAUAUUAAUGCCAUUAUAUGCACAUUCCUAUACACGAGUAUAUGAUUGCUGAGAUAUUCUAUAUUUGAGAUUCAUUUUAAUAUAUACAAUGUCGUAUACAAAUUGUCCUUAAAGGGCCAUGUGCAAACAUUUUGUCAAUAAAUCAAAUCAAAGAAUCACCA
This is a messenger RNA of Saccostrea cuccullata (small rock oyster), 2141 nucleotides long. RefSeq names its product tartrate-resistant acid phosphatase type 5-like. Bases 23 to 1012 code for a protein of 329 amino acids. The transcript has 6 exons. The record is from RefSeq and is a predicted model, not a curated record. Gene Ontology annotation, molecular function: acid phosphatase activity; ferric iron binding; ferrous iron binding. Gene Ontology annotation, biological process: bone resorption. NCBI's taxonomy places the organism in Eukaryota, Metazoa, Mollusca, Bivalvia, Ostreida, Ostreidae.